Molecule: messenger RNA, 2169 nt
Organism: Colletotrichum abscissum
Lineage: Eukaryota; Fungi; Ascomycota; Sordariomycetes; Glomerellales; Glomerellaceae
Exons: 7
Coding region: 1-2169 (722 amino acids)
Source: RefSeq, a predicted model, not a curated record
AUGGCAUCAGCUACUAGUGAUGGUCAGCCGUUCAUCUACCAGACCCAGCUGCCUGAAUCACAAUCACAAGCACAGUCCAACUUUGCAGACUGCGCCCACAGGACAGAAAAAACCACUAAUACCAAGCGUAUCAUUGUCUGCUGUGACGGAACAUGGAACAACUCUAACAAGAGGGGAGGCAUUCCUACUAACGUGGCCCGCCUGUCGUCUGCCAUUGCCCGCAAGUGCUGCACGGGCAUGCCGCAGGUCGUCUACUACCACCGAGGAGCCGGGACUGAGGAAUCUAAAGUUGCCCAGACUCUUGGUGGAGUUUUUGGGAAGGGCAUCGUUCAGGACAUCGCUGAUGUUUACCGCUUCGUGUGCGAUAACUAUAACCCAGGAGAUGAGAUUUUCAUUGUCGGAUUCUCCCGUGGAGCCUUUACCGCGCGAUCGGUCUCCGGAUUGAUUUGCAAUCUUGGGCUUCUGAACCGCGUCGGCCUAUCACAAUUUGGGGCAAUCUUCCACGACUACCAGACCUUCCCCAAUUGGAAGUACCCGGGGAGCUUUGACAAAGACGAGCAUUUGGUAGGCUUUACGCUUACCAAUUUCAUGCGCCGUAAGAAACAAAAAGCUUCUGAGAACGACAAGGUCGAGGAACGUGAGAGUGCUGCUCUAGAAGACGAGUUGAACGAGGAUAAAAGAGAAUUCUUCGAGAAAAUGACCACAUAUCGUGAAAACAGGAAGGGCUAUGGACCAAUGGAUCUCCGCAAGAUGGCUAAGGAAUACAGAAACAGACUUGAAAAGCACGGCAUGGUUCUUACCAAGUGGGAGACUCAAUUCCGAGAUGGCCAAUUGGGCCUCUUCCCGGUCCCUACGGACGUCAAUGUUAGAGCAGUUGCUGUAUGGGAUACUGUUGGAAGUCUAGGUUGGCCAAAAAUGCCCUGGGAGAAGGUCCGCAUAGGCCGCAGCGCUGAUGAGCUUCGAUUUGCAAGCCUCGACGUCAAUCCCAAAGUGGACUAUGCCUUCCAUGCUCUCGCACUGGACGAAUGGCGCACCGCAUUCAAACCGACAUUGUGGGGCAAGGACAAUAAUACACACACGCAGCUUCGACAGGUAUGGUUUCCUGGCAGCCACAGUAACGUCGGAGGAGGCUUCGAAGACCAACAAAUCGCCACUAUUGCACUUGCUUGGAUGGCGGACCAGCUUACCUCUGUCGGUGUUGAGUUCAGCACGCCUGAGAUGAAGCGGCUUUUCUACACCCUCACCCCUGGUGUCGAACCUCGACCAUGGGCAAUGGGAAAAAUUUCCAAUCCCGAGAAGGCCACUUCGAUCCCUGACGAAGCAUACAACGCCAUUUGGUACCCGUGGCAAAAGUUGAAGGGAGAUAACACUGUCUUGGGCACACGUACUCCGGGCUUAUACAAGACCGACGAUGGGAAAAAUAGGCUCGUGAAUCCUAACCAGCUCAUUCAUCCCUCUGUACGCAUCCGAUAUCUCUACGACGGCAAAGGUCUCGAUGACGUUGGGAUGUGGGAAUGCGCAGCCUUGAUGAAAAAUGGGUUUAGACUCGAGAAGAGUACAGAGCCACUUAAGAUCGUCGACCCAUACCCCAAGACUCCUAUUGCAUCGUCAUACGAAACGCUCACGGGCACCGUAUCAUCCGUCCACGGCGGCCAUACUAUGGACCUCGAAUCCCACAAGGGACACACACUUGUUGUCCAUCAGGUGCCGUUCGAAGCCGACCUCUGCCUUCUGGAACAAGCCGAGAAUCACUGGGUUUGGACCCGGGAUAACGCAAAAGAGGGUGCGCGAAUUUUGCACGAGGAGCGAAUCGGAAUCUGGGAACGUCUCUUCAUCGACAUCAAUCACAAGCUGGUGUUACGCCAAAAGCAUGAGGAAUUGAAGAGGGCCGAGAUCAAAGCUAAGCAGCCUGAAGAGAAGCAGACCUGGGGACAAUGGUUCAAGGAAAAGGCAGAGACAGCCAAGGGAGCUGCUGGAAAGGCGCUCAAUAACACCGUCGUCGGGAGAUUCCUUGGGCCAUCCGCCAGGCUCAAGCCUUUGGACUACCCCAAACAUUUUGGAUACCAUGACUUCGUUUCUUGGCAGCGAGGUGAUGUCAGGAAGACGCGGCUGCAAAAUCCUUGGGAGAAGAGUAACAAGGCUAGAGCAUACCAAGCUGACAGCAAGUGA